CACAAAGACCAGAGCAAGAAAAAAGGUAGAAACAGAACCAAAAAUCUUUAAUUAAAAAAGAAAAAAAGAAAAAAAAUCUUAAAUCUCUUGGAAUUCUUCAAAAUCAAAAAGAGAAAAAAAGAAAGAAAAAAAGAGAGUUGAAUUUUACUGUUUUCAGCUUUUUAUAGCUGAAAUUGUUUGACUGUGCCACAAUCUGUGGGACUCUUGAGCCUUAACAUUCUUUCAAAAUCAUUAGUCUUUCCUUUUCCUUUUGUCUUUCAAGAAAAAAAAAAAAGAGAGAAAAAAGGUUAGGUCACAUACAUUUACAGGACAAACAUUCUUCCUAAUUAAUCUUGGUCAUAAAUCUGCAUUCUUUUAGGGUAUUGUGUUUGGAUGGAGAGAAAGUGUGAGAAAAUGUGGGAAUGUGAGGGAAAGGAGAAGAAGGUAUGAGCAAGAUAUGGGGUGUGUGUUUGGGAGAGAGGCAUCCGGGAGACCGGUAGGGAGGGAAGAGAGAAAGAAAGAGGAAGUUGGCAGGCUUGCGAGGAUAUCGGAGGCGGUUGUUACUAGAAAAGCGGAGAAGGAAGAAGAGGUUGUUAGAAAUGGAAGUAGCAACCGGAAGGUGGAGGAAGAGAAGGCGGAGGAAGAAUCAGCAGCUGCAGCUAAGGCAAGAGCUAAAAGGCGGUCUUCACGGCCGAAUCCACGCCUGAGCAACCCUCCGAAACACGUCCAUGGCGAACAAGUCGCCGCCGGUUGGCCAUCUUGGCUUUCAAACGUCGCUAGUGAAGCCAUCAGCGGCUGGACUCCCCGCCGUGCGGAUACUUUUGAGAAGCUGGAUAAGAUUGGUCAAGGGACAUACAGUAAUGUGUACAAAGCUAGGGAUACUUUGACUGGGAAAAUCGUUGCAUUAAAGAAGGUGCGGUUCGAUAAUUUGGAGCCGGAAAGUGUUAAGUUCAUGGCUAGGGAGAUUAUGAUUUUACGCCGUUUGGAUCAUCCAAAUGUUGUAAAAUUAGAAGGGUUGGUGACUUCAAGGAUGUCAUGUAGUUUGUAUCUUGUAAUGGAGUAUAUGGAGCAUGAUUUGGCUGGACUUGCUGCUAGUCCAGCAAUAAAGUUCACCGAGUCUCAGGUGAAGUGUUAUAUGCAUCAAUUACUAUCAGGGCUUGAACACUGUCACAACCGUCAUGUAUUGCAUCGUGAUAUUAAGGGUUCGAAUCUUCUUAUUGACGAUGGUGGUGUGCUUAAGAUAGCUGAUUUUGGUUUGGCUUCAUUUUUUGAUCCUAAUUACAAGCAGCCAAUGACUAGUAGGGUGGUUACACUUUGGUAUCGGCCUCCAGAGCUCCUUCUCGGUGCCACUGAUUAUGGCGUAGGUGUGGAUCUCUGGAGUGCUGGUUGCAUUCUGGCUGAGUUAUUGGCUGGAAGGCCCAUCAUGCCCGGUCGCACAGAGGUGGAGCAAUUACACAAGAUAUUUAAACUAUGUGGCUCUCCUUCUGAUGAAUAUUGGAAGAAGUCAAAGUUGCCACAUGCAACCAUAUUCAAGCCCCAACAAUCAUAUAAACGAUGUAUAGAAGAGACUUUUAAAGACUUUCCACCAUCAUCAUUGCCACUGAUUGAGACUCUUCUCGCAAUUGACCCAGUUGAGCGUCUGACAGCGACAGCUGCAUUAAACAGUGAAUUCUUCAUGACCAAGCCUUAUGCUUGUGAUCCUUCCACACUUCCAAAAUAUCCUCCCAGCAAGGAGAUGGAUGCUAAACUACGAGAUGAAGAAGCUAGAAGAUUGCGAGCUACUGGAAGAAAUGCAGAUGGGGUGAAGAAAGCUCGUCCACGUGAUCGAGCUGUGCGGGCAUUUCCUGCUCCAGAAGCAAAUGCUGAGCUUCAAGCCAACCUCGAUAGGAGGCGUUUAAUAACACAUGCAAAUGCAAAAAGCAAAAGUGAGAAAUUUCCUCCUCCUCACCAAGAUGGAGCUCUUGGUUAUCCUCUGGGUUCUUCACAUCCCAUAGAUCCUGGUUUUGAUCCACCUGAUGUGCCAUUUAGUACUACAAAUUUCGCAUAUUCCAAAGCACCAAUCCAGACAUGGUCUGGCCCAUUGGUGGAUCCUGCAGCUGUGGGUGCUCUGAGAAGAAGGAAGCACAUGUCAGUUUUUCUUAGCUCUCAACCGGGAAAGCCAGAAAUUGCAUCAGAGGGCAAAAUGAGACCACCUGGACCUGGAGGGCCUGGGCCAGGACCUGGAGGACCUGGUCCUCCCGGACCGGGAGGUCCCGGAGCUCCCUGGCCUGCACCAGGGGGGUUGUUUGUGGGCUUCUUCAACGGCUUGUGCAGUGGGGUAACUUCUUGUCUGUAUGCGUUAUGCUGUUGCUGGUUGAUCCAAGACUGCUUCGGCGGUCCACCUCCACCAGGGCCUCCUGGCGGCCCACGUGAUUUUCCUCCUGGACCUCCUGCUCCAGCUCCUCCACCGCCCAUUGCACCUGCUCCACCUCCAUCUCUACCAGGCCCAGCUCCACCUUAUGCCGGACCUCCUGGUGGGCCACCUGGACCUUUUGGUGGCCCUCUAAUACCUCCUGGUGGCCCUGCAGGACAGCCUGGAGGCCCUCCUGCUGGCCCCCCAGGACCUAGAUAUGGUCCAGGUUUAUGUCUACAUAUCUUCAAGUAAAACAGAUUGCUUAAUCUGGUUUUAGCCUUGUCGCCCCUGGCUGCAUCCCUGCUGAUGGGUCCUGAGAAUGAAGAGCCCAAGCAUACACCAAACUGUGCAAACCUGGGCAAGAAUGGGCAUAAAUCCCUGUUUAAAAGUUCCAUGUUUUCAGGUCCAAGAGAGACUGGAGCAACAGGCUGUUCCAUAAAUUUCCAUUCCUGAAAAAUUGAAAGGUUUAUAGUAUAAAUGGAUAUGCACCGGCUGGUCAAAAUCAAAAGCAACAUUCAUGG
This is a messenger RNA of Theobroma umbraticum, 2892 nucleotides long. The record is from RefSeq and is a predicted model, not a curated record. NCBI's taxonomy places the organism in Eukaryota, Viridiplantae, Streptophyta, Magnoliopsida, Malvales, Malvaceae.